Aureobasidium pullulans EXF-150 is the source of this 981-nucleotide messenger RNA. RefSeq names its product Pkinase-domain-containing protein. Gene Ontology annotation, biological process: peptidyl-serine phosphorylation. Bases 1 to 981 code for a protein of 326 amino acids. The record is from RefSeq and is a predicted model, not a curated record. NCBI's taxonomy places the organism in Eukaryota, Fungi, Ascomycota, Dothideomycetes, Dothideales, Saccotheciaceae. Gene Ontology annotation, molecular function: ATP binding; cAMP-dependent protein kinase activity. Gene Ontology annotation, cellular component: nucleus; cAMP-dependent protein kinase complex. The transcript has 3 exons.
AUGGAGAAGCCCAAGACCACCAGCAACCCUGUGCGCGAGACAAAGGGCAAGUACACGCUCAGUGACUUUACCAUCAACCGCACUCUUGGUACCGGCAGUUUCGGACGUGUCCACCUGGUCCAGUCCAAGCAUAACCAGCGCUUCUACGCCGUCAAGGUGCUCAAAAAGCAACAAGUCGUCAAGAUGAAGCAAGUCGAGCACACCAACGACGAGCGUCGCAUGCUGCAGAAGGUCAAGCAUCCUUUCUUGAUCACGCUCUGGGGAACUUUCCAGGACUCCAAGAACCUGUACAUGGUCAUGGACUUUAUCGAGGGUGGUGAGCUCUUCAGUUUGCUGCGCAAGUCUCAAAGAUUCCCCAACCCCGUUGCUAAGUUCUACGCCGCCGAGGUCACGCUCGCUCUCGACUACUUGCACUCGAUGGACAUCAUCUACCGUGAUUUGAAGCCCGAGAACUUGCUGCUCGACAGACACGGUCAUCUCAAAAUUACCGAUUUCGGUUUCGCAAAGGAGGUUCCUGACAUUACCUGGACUCUUUGUGGUACUCCAGAUUACCUGGCUCCCGAGGUCGUUUCAUCCAAGGGUUACAACAAGUCUGUUGAUUGGUGGUCGCUCGGUAUCCUCAUCUUCGAAAUGCUUUGCGGUUUCACACCUUUCUGGGACUCGGGCAGUCCCCUCAAGAUUUACGAGAACAUUCUUCGCGGAAGAGUCAAGUACCCUCCAUACGUCCACCCCGAUGCUCAAGAUCUUUUGAGCAAGCUCAUCACCCACGAUCUGACCAAGCGUCUUGGUAACUUGCACGGUGGCAGCAAGGAUGUCAUGCAACACCCUUGGUUCGCCGAGGUCACCUGGGAGAGACUGGCCAAGAAGGAUAUAGAUGCUCCUUACGUGCCCCCAGUCAAGGGUGGUCAAGGUGAUGCCAGUCUGUUCGACAAGUACCCCGAAGAGACUGAAGCAUAUGGAAACACGGGCGAUGACCAGUAA